AUGGUGUCCAACAAUUUAUGUGACGUCAUCUGGUUAAAAAAAUGUUAUUUGGUGCUGAUUGAACAAAACAUCUUCAUAAACAAGACAUACGGCGUGAGAGGAUUGGACACACCACUAUCUUACGCCAUUUUCGCUUCCUCAAUAACCAUAUUCAACUGCAUCGCACCGCUUUGGAGUUUGCUCUACCGAUGCGAGAAAACUUAUAAGCACCGGGAUGAAAUCAUCAGCACCGUGGACAACAUUCUCAUUGGGAGGAAUAUUAUGCACACGCACACUACAAUAAUGCCGCUCGGAUUGCUCGGAUCAAACUCGCUGCACCCCGCGCGACCGAGACGGCCCGUCCAUGAGAAGCGAUCUGUGCUCUCUCCGCGGCGUGGUCCAACCGGCUGGACUACGGGCUCGUGUCGUUGUUACUAUACUGUAUCAAGGCUCUCUCUUCCAGGCCCGUCCAUGAGAAGCGACCUGUGCUCUCUCCGCGGCGUGGUCCUGGACCGGCCCGUCCGGUUCACGAACGGCGGGUCCUACCGGCUGGACUACGGGCUCGUGUCGUUGUUACUAUACUGUAUCAAGGCUCUCUCUUCCAGGCCCGUCCAUGAGAAGCGACCUGUGCUCUCUCCGCGGCGUGGUCCUACCGGUUGGACUAUGGGCUCGUGUCGUUGUUACUAUACUGUAUCAAAGCUCUCUCUUCCAGGCCCGUCCAUGAGAAGCGACCUGUCCUCUCUCCGCGGAUUGGUCCUGGACCGGCCCGUCCGGUUCACGACCGGCGGGUUCUACCGGCUGGACUACGGGCUACUCGUGACAUUCGGUUCCGUCGUGUCCACGUAUACUCUACUCAUGUUGCAGACUUUGAAGUGA
Messenger RNA from Ostrinia nubilalis (European corn borer), 855 nucleotides. RefSeq lists its product as uncharacterized. NCBI's taxonomy places the organism in Eukaryota, Metazoa, Arthropoda, Insecta, Lepidoptera, Crambidae. The record is from RefSeq and is a predicted model, not a curated record. The coding region runs from base 1 to 855 and encodes 284 amino acids. The transcript has 4 exons.